UGAAAACGUGGCAUUAUCAACGAGUAACAUGUGUAAUCUGUUGUUGAUACGUGUUGUUGCUUUAUUGUACUGAAUAAGUUCGUUCAUUAAUUUCAAACCAAGUUUGUACAGUCUAUUACAGGAAAUGUAUUAGCAUGAAUACAUAACUUUUUGUUGAAAUCAUAAUGUGUGGAAUUUCCUGCCUUAUUGGUUCUUCUGUGGAAUCAUUUUCAUCUAAGAUUGCUGACUUGCAAUCACAGCUGAAAAGAAGAGGUCCAGAUUGCUGCGCUGAUGUGUCCUUGAAAUCUUGCUCGGUGCAGGCAAUAUUUUUGGGAAGUGUGCUUCAUUUCAGAGGCAGUUUAACUCCACAGCCGCUGCAAGAUUCCGCUAAUAAUAUCCUCCUAUGGAAUGGUGAAAUAUUUGGUGGAAUUGAGAUACAAAGUCAUGAAAAUGAUGGCCAGGUUCUUUUAACUUUACUGCAGCAGUGUUCAUCUGAUACGGAAGUCACCAGACUGUUGUCCCUCAUCCAAGGUCCUUGGUCUUUAAUCUAUUGGCAGGCAACCAAACAAUGUUUGUGGUUUGGCCGUGAUGCUAUUGGCAGAAGGAGCUUGCUAUGGGGCUGGGAGAAGAACCAUUUAAUGCUGUCAUCUGUUGCUAGGAGACCUUGGAGCGAUGAAGAUACUGAUUGGUCAGAAGUACCAGCCAAUGGGAUGUACUGUCUGCAAUGCAAACAUUGGCCCAGCUCAGAUGAAGAACGUCUUGAAAUAAAUCUGUUUCCCUGGCAACGUGCUUCAUCAAUCAAUUUCAUAACUAGCCGAGGGGAUGCUGCCUCAGACCACCUAGUUUGUAGAACUGUUAAAGGAAGUGGUAAUGAGAUGAAGACCAUUAGUGACUCCUCAUUGCUCUUAAAUACACCUGUAGCACCAGAAGCAGGUGAGGCAAAUACCUGGGUGAACGUAAUAGAUUCAGAAUUAUCACCUGUCACUCAGGAGAACACUUACCUAAAUGGCGGCGUUUCCAUCACCAUUAGUGAUGUAGGUCUUCGGUGUUGUAUCCCACAUCUAAAUAAAGACUUGCCGACCAAUGAACAUUUAAAGAAACUUGAUUUCUUUAAAGAAUCCAAAAUUCUCUACGCGUCAACCUCUCCAAGCCAAUUUGCUGAACCGCCCCAAGCGUCAGACACAUCCAUCCCGAUUGCAGGGAAGAAAUCUAGAAAGAAAUGUAAACAAAAAAAUUCAAAUGAUGUACCUGCUCAACAAAUUUUACGAUUUUUAGAUGACCUUCUUCAGUCGGAUCCAGACACUAAGGAAGUUGUCAUGAGGUUUAUUCAUCUAUUUGGGGAAGCUGUGCGUAAACGAGUGUACAACGUCCCACGAGAAGAAAAUGCGCAAGACAACGAACAAUCCAAAGACACCAAAUCCAUCCAAUCAUCUAAGCAUUUAAAAGAGCAAAAGAGGGCAGGAGAAAGAAUGUUUGAAAAAGAUAAUGGUGAAGGUGAGAGUGAUGAACAGAAAAAAACCAAUGCAACUAAGGUUAAUAAUAUACCAUAUAAGGAUGUUCUACAAGAUGCAAAUCCAACUAAUGAGGUUACUGAGGCCACAGAGCACUUACUGUCAGGGUUAAAGUUCAAACAACAUCCUGAUUCUUUGAGAAAGGCUAAUGUUGCUGUUUUAUUUUCUGGAGGAAUUGACUCGAUGAUCAUUGCGGCUAUGGCAGAUAGGUAUAAAAUAUUA
Messenger RNA from Anneissia japonica, 1712 nucleotides. Its product is annotated as asparagine synthetase domain-containing protein 1-like. The annotation marks the transcript as partial. The transcript has 6 exons. Lineage: Eukaryota; Metazoa; Echinodermata; Crinoidea; Comatulida; Comatulidae. The record is from RefSeq and is a predicted model, not a curated record.